Schistosoma rodhaini is the source of this 1767-nucleotide messenger RNA. Lineage: Eukaryota; Metazoa; Platyhelminthes; Trematoda; Strigeidida; Schistosomatidae. The record is from the annotation of a GenBank genome assembly.
AUGGAUAAUUAUGAAAUAUCUGAUGAUUUUGAACGAUUUUGUCAAAUAGCCCAACGUUCACCAAGAGAUAGUUUAGCACCAACAAUACAAAUUACAGAACCAUUAUAUCGUGGAAAUAAUAAUAAUAAUAAUAAUUCACCUAUAAAUCAAUCUGAUUAUUUAUCAACAUUAAAUGUAGAAUCAUUAAAACGUGCAUCAAGUUUUCGUGAACCUAAACGUAGAACAUCAUUUCAACCAAGUAGUUUUAGUGGUGAAAUUAGUGCAACUAGAUCACCAAUAAGAUGUAGUCCACAAUGGGAUAAUCCAAAUGAAUUAACACAAUUUAAUUAUAGUUCUAAUUCAAGACAAAAACAACAACGUCCACGUUAUUAUAAUGAACAAAAUGAUACAAAUGUUUUACGAGCUACUGAUGUACAAAGAUAUUGGCAAAAUCAAGAUAUAAGUCGUGAAUCUACAAGUCCUUAUUCAUGUUCUCCAGCAAUGUAUAGACUUGGUACUACACGUGAUAGACCAGGAUCUAUGAAAGAAACUAGUUAUAAACGUACAAGAAGUCAAGAAAAACAUAAAUCAAGACCAUCAGCUCCAACAUUACAUCCAACAAAUCAUCCAUUCUCUCAAUAUUCACCUAGUCGUCAUUCAGUCAGUCAGACAGAUGAACAAAUGUUGCGUGUUCGACGUUUUGAACGAAAUAAACGUGGUGAUGUUAUUAGUAAAGGUGAUAGAGAUGUUCCACAGAUAGAGAUAUUUGCAUCUAGGAGUCCAUCGGGUGAUUCACGAGGAUCAGUAGUUUAUCCACAUACCAUACCUGAAAGUAGUCAAAAUCUUUCUGAAUCAUCACUAAGUGAUGAGGUAAUUGAGAUCCCGGCAAUCACUACAACUUUGGCUAGUUCACCAAGAGCUUCAAAUGAUGGUUUACAUAAAAUGUAUAGUAAGCGUGCAAGUAGUCCAGUUAGAGGAUUUAUACCAGAGACUAGACUACGUUCUAAAUCAUGGGCAAUUGUAACAGAAAGUCCAGAUACUUCACCUAAUAAAUUAGAAUCACCAUCUGGAGGUGAACUAUUCUUUGAUGAUCGUUUACUUCAAGUUCAAGUAAUUGGCACGGCUAGAGUCGGUAAAACAAGUAUGUGUAUGCAAUUUCAUACUUCAGAAUCAAUUGAAGAUCCUAAUGAUUCAAUUCAUGGGGAUGAACAGUUAAAUCCGGUAAGAGUUGAAAUUAACAAUUUGAAAGCAAGUCUUGUAUUUAUGGAGACAGACAUCAAUGUAGAAGAUACAGAUGAUGAACUUAACUCUGUGAUUGUUGAUACAGCCGAUGCUUAUCUUGUUAUAUACGCAGUUGAUGAUCGUGGUUCAUUUUAUACAGCAAGAAAAGUAAUCGGUUUAUUGUUAAGUCAAUGUAAACGUUCCAGUGCUAUAAUACUGGCAGCUAAUAAAUCUGAUUUAGUAAGAACACGAGUUGUAUCUAGUGAAGAUGGAAAGAAUUUAGCUCAAAUUUAUUCAUGUAGUUUCUAUGAAAUCUCAACAUCAAUUAAUCAUCGGGUUGAUGAUUUAUUAGUUGGUAUAUUAAUUGCUAUAAAAGAACAACAAAAAAAUGUACAAAAAGAACGUGAACGUUAUGAUCGUAUGAUUGAAUUACAUAAGAAGGGUGGAUUAAAUAAUUUAACAAAAAGUAAAAAUUCUAUUACCGCCUUAAAAACACCAGCUAAUAAUGUCAUGAAAUUUUUUAGAAAACAUUUUACAACAAAAAAAAAUGAACAAAGUUUAGUUUAA